AAACUGGUAAAGAUAAUGAUACAAAAUCCUAAAGAAUACCGACCAUUGCAGAGAACCAAAUCCCUAAAAGAGGGACGCCAUAACCGUGAGCUUCAAAUUUGAAAUUGUUGCUUCCAUUAAAAUUUCUCAAGGAUGAGUCUCCUUCCCAAACCCCAGUCCCGCCUCCAACGUAUUAUCCUCUCCUUUCUCAUUACCAACUCCAACUGUGCUGCCAAAGGCACUGGCAGAGCCAACGUCGGCGGCCAUGGAAGUUCAGUGACCUUUCUCAAAUCCUUCUCCACUCUCUUUCCUUCAACCGCCGACGGUCUCAUAAAUUCUCUUGGCUUCUCAACUGAGUCUCAUGUGGCGGCGGCGCAGAACAUCGGCCGUGAAACUAAGCGCCACUCCGACGAUGACAUUGCCCUUUUUAGUCGAUACGGUUUCUCUUCCGAUCAAAUCGCUAAAAUCUUCACAAGAAGCUUCCAGAUUCUCUCAGUGAAAACACUCGAACCGAAGCUUCAAUUCCUCUCCGACAGCGGAAUGUCCCGCGAAAAUCUGGUUCGUGUCGUCUCCGCCGACCCUUUAAUUCUCAACCGAAGCUUGGAGAAUCAAAUAUCGCCUAGUAUUCGGUUUUUGAAGAGCUUCUACGGCGGCAUCGACCACGUGGUUUCGCUCUUCUUGAUCAAGCGCGGCACUUGGGUUCUCCACCAGUUCUCGGAGGCAACGGCGCGAAACGUCGAGACCCUGCGAAGUCACGGCGUGUCAGAUUACAACAUCGCCAAAUUGUUCGUAGUUCGACCGAAAGCUCUGGCCCGGAACGUGGACGCUUUCACUGAGCUUGUGAAUGAAGCUAAGAGCCUUGGUUUCAACACGUCGAGCUUGAUGUUUAUCCACGGAAUGGCCAGCCUCUCGGGGAUGAGAAAGGACAAAUGGGUAUCGAAAAUCGACGUUUUCAAGAGCUUUGGGUGGUCCGAAGAGCAGAUUCGGGUUUUGAUCGUUAGACAGCCACAAGUAAUGGAUGCCUCUGAGGAGAGACUGAAGAAGGCAUUGGAGUUCUUCACCACCGAGUUGAAAUGGGGUUUUAGUGAUUUUUGUAAGUACCCUAAUGUUCUCUUGUUUAGCUUUGAGAAAAGGAUAUUGCCAAGGACCUCAGUGCUUCAGGUUUUGCUCACGAAACGUCUUAUAGAGAAGAAGAGUAUAGGCACGGCAUUGUUGCUUCCCAAUGAUAAGUUCUUGAAAAGAUUUGUGGAGCGUUAUCAAUCGGGCAUUCCCCAGCUCUUAGACUUGUUUACCAUAACAGAUGUUGAAGAAGAUGUUAUAUGCAGUGGAAACUAAGGUGGCAUCUCUAAUUUGUUCUCCAUUAAUGGAUUUUGGUUUCUUUUGUUGUAGUUGUUUAAUGCAGACUUGUAGAUGUAGUCCCGUUUUUGGACCAUUGAUUUGGGAAUGAUAGAAAUAGAUGUAUCAAUAAAAAAAGGGUAUAGUUUUUUUUUAUCAAUAUGAUUUGUUGGGUUCAUACA
Molecule: messenger RNA, 1496 nt
Organism: Humulus lupulus (European hop)
Lineage: Eukaryota; Viridiplantae; Streptophyta; Magnoliopsida; Rosales; Cannabaceae
Product: transcription termination factor MTERF5, chloroplastic-like
Exons: 1
Coding region: 133-1314 (393 amino acids)
Biological process (GO): chloroplast organization; regulation of DNA-templated transcription
Cellular component (GO): chloroplast
Molecular function (GO): double-stranded DNA binding
Source: RefSeq, a predicted model, not a curated record